AUGGAUAAUAGUCUGAAAUCUCUGCAAGAUAUAGUCUCCUCAAUGCUGCCUGACAAAAAUCCUGCAUUUAUCUUCAAAGACUUGAACGUGGUAGAAACGUUGCAGGAGUUUUGGGAGAAGAAAAGAAAUCAAGGAGCUGUCUUUAAGAAUGGAAGUCUCGUGGUGUAUGAGUCAGUGCCGUCCCCUGUUGCUCCAUAUGUAUGUUAUGUCACUCUGCCAGGAGGCAGUUGCUUUGGUAGCUUUCAGUACUGUUUAACCAAAGCUGAUGCCAGACGGGAUGCAGCCAGAGUAGCCCUGGUGAACUCUGUCUUCAAUGAACAGCCAUCUCGUAUAAUCACAGUGGAAUUUAUCAGAAAUAGCAUGGAGGAAGCAGUUGCCUCAGUCUGUGGCAGUACCAAUGAUGUUAUGGAUCCAAGCACAAGCAUUGGGGCUUACUACCACAUGCUGGAGGCAAAUAAAGGGAAAACAAUGUUGGAAUUUCAGGAAUUGAUGACAGUCUUUCAACUGUUACACUGGAAUGGAAGCUUGAAAAUUCUGAGAGAAAGGAAGUGUUCCCGUCAGGAUGUAAUUUCCUAUUACUCCAAACAACCUUUGGAUGAUUGUUUGAGAAGUCAGAUGGCACUAGAUUGGAUCUUGAAGGAAAAGAAGACACCAGGAAUUAUUUCUCAGGAGCUCCAUUCUGCACUCAAAGACCUCGAGAGAGCCAGGGAAACCGGCCGUGAGUUGAGGUUCCAUAAAGAAAGGAAAGAAAUCCUGGUGCUGUCUCUCAGUCAGAUUGGGUCAGAAUCCAACAGUGGUCAAAUGUGUGAACAGUCUGUAUGUGACCCUACUUUGUUAGGUUUGUGCAACCAAACGCAAUUUAUGCAUUACAGGAAUUUAUAACCACGAUUAAGAUAUUAUGUGUUUUUUGUUCAUUGAAACACAUCUUAACAUGAUUAUCAUGACAAAAGUUAGCUGUUGCCACUCUGAUGAGUCAUGGCAGUAAUACGUACAGG
This is a messenger RNA of Pristis pectinata (smalltooth sawfish), 995 nucleotides long. RefSeq names its product protein limb expression 1 homolog. NCBI's taxonomy places the organism in Eukaryota, Metazoa, Chordata, Chondrichthyes, Rhinopristiformes, Pristidae. Bases 1 to 882 code for a protein of 293 amino acids. The record is from RefSeq and is a predicted model, not a curated record. The transcript has 6 exons. Gene Ontology annotation, cellular component: cytoplasm. Gene Ontology annotation, biological process: autophagosome maturation.